Komagataella phaffii GS115 is the source of this 1107-nucleotide messenger RNA. RefSeq lists its product as uncharacterized. The record is from RefSeq and is a predicted model, not a curated record. Gene Ontology annotation, molecular function: protein binding. The transcript has a single exon. The coding region runs from base 1 to 1107 and encodes 368 amino acids. Lineage: Eukaryota; Fungi; Ascomycota; Pichiomycetes; Pichiales; Pichiaceae.
AUGGAGUCCCAAUUAAUUCAUACUGUGGAGCUGGGAGAUUGGGCUUUGGGCAUUGCCAGCUUGGAUAAUCAUGGAAUUGUUGUAAGUCUAUCGGAUGGGUCUUUGAACCUGGUAGACUCCAACGGAAAUUUUUCAAGAACAGAUGCUCAUUCUGGAUGCAUAUCGUCACUGAGAAACGUGGAUAAGAAAAAUAUUGUGGCCACCGCAGCAGCGGAUGGAGUCAAAGUUUGGGAUUUUAGAUGCAUAAAUCAAGGACCAGUGUCGAAGUUUUUGAACGAAAAGAAUGUCCCGUUUUUAUCAUUGGAUUUUGAACAUGGACUGCUGGGAGCAGGAUCUGAGCUAGAGGGGACAGAUUCCGAGAUCUAUAUAUGGGAUCUGAGAAAUUCUUCACCCUUGAGAAAACUGUCAGAAUCUCACCAUGAUGAUAUUACAGAGGUGAAAUUUCAUGGAACCAAUAAGGACUUACUACUGAGUGGGUCUACUGAUGGAUAUGUCAACGUAUAUGAUUUGACAUUUCCGGAAGAGGAAGAUGCCCUGCAUCAAGUCAUUAACUUUGCCUCUAUUCAUUCCGCAGACUUUUUAUCUGCUUCAAGGAUUUAUACACUAUCUCACAUGGAAACUUUUGCAAUCCACGAACUAAAUGAUAAAUCCAGUGAUCUAAAGGAACCACAACCAGUUCAAUUUGGAGACGUGAGAGAACCUUGGAAUUGUGAAUACGUUGUAAACAUCUAUCCAGGAUAUGUCGCAUGUGGUUCUAACUCGCAGGAAUCUCUAACUCUCUACCCAUUUCAAAAUGAGAAAGUUGACACGGAACGGAAGUUAACAUUUAAACCCGCACAUGGAGAGGAGGUAGUACGAGAUGUUUUUUUUAAGGAUUCCCGUAUUUAUACUGCUGGUGAGGAUAGUAAACUGAAAAUAUGGCAAAGUUCACAUUGGCCUGCUCCUGAUGGAUCCGUUGACUCUGAAGAAUUACAGACAUCCAAAGACGAGAACUCUUUGAACGAAGAUUAUAGAAAAUUUAAGAAGCAUAAGAAGGAUGGGUCGAAAGAACAGAAAAGUAAAAAGACGAAAAAGGAUAAGCAUUCCAAUAGAUUUAAACCAUACUAG